CGUGAGGCCACCUCAAGGGACUAGGGAGAGCUUGUUCGCUCCAAGAGAGUAAAUCAGCUACCUUCUAAGAAACAUCCUUCUCAGUUUUGACAGCUCCUCUUCUUGACACUUUCCGUUCUGCGUUCCGCGGAGCAGUCUGGAGUCAUGAGCAGCAGGAAACUAAGACGAGUGGGUUUAUCACAAGAGCUAUGUGACCGUCUGAACAGACAUCAGAUUGUUACCUGUCAGGACUUUUUAUGUCUUUCCCCACUGGAGCUUAUGAAGAUCACUGGCCUCAGUUAUCGAGGCGUCCAUGAACUUCUGCGUGUGGUCAGCAGGGCCUGUGCCCCACAGAUGCAAACGGCCUAUGAGAUAAAGGCCCGCAGGGCUGCUGCCGCCUCGCCUGCGUUCCUGCCUACGACCCUGCCUGCGCUGGACGAAGCCCUGCACGGCGGCGUGGCUUGCGGGUCCCUCACAGAGAUUACAGGUCCACCAGGCUGUGGAAAAACUCAGUUUUGUAUAAUGAUGAGUGUUUUAGCCACCUUGCCCACCAGCAUGGGAGGAUUGGAAGGAGCUGUUGUGUACAUCGACACAGAAUCUGCGUUUAGUGCUGAACGACUGAUUGAGAUAGCAGAAUCUCGUUUCCCCAGAUAUUUUAACAGUGAGGAAAAGUUACUUUUGACAAGCAGUAAAGUUUAUCUUUAUCGGGAACUCAGCUGUGAUGAAGUUCUUCAAAGGAUUGAAUCCUUGGAAGAAGAAAUUAUUUCAAAAGGAGUUAAACUUGUGAUUGUUGACUCGGUUGCAUCUGUGGUGAGAAAGGAGUUUGACACACAACUUCAGGGCAACAUGAGAGAAAGGAACAAGUUCUUGGCAAGAGAAGCAGCCUCCUUGAAAUAUUUGGCUGAGGAAUUUUCAAUCCCAGUUAUCUUGACGAAUCAAAUUACAACCCAUCUGAGCAGAGCGCUAGCUUCUCAGGCAGACCUGGUGUCUCCAGCUGAUGAUUUGUCCCUGUCUGAAGGCACUUCUGGACCCAGCUGUGUGACUGCUGCACUAGGGAACACCUGGAGCCACAGUGUGAAUACUCGGCUGAUUUUCCAGCACCUUGGUUCAGAGAGAAGACAGAUUCUCGUCGCCAAGUCCCCUCUGGCUCCCUUCACCUCAUUUGUCUACACCAUCAGGGAGGAAGGCCUGGUUCUUCAAGGCCAACAGAGGCCAUAAGGACACUGUGACCUUUGUCUAGAGCUGAUGGGGACGUGAUUUGUGAAAUGAAACAGGACUACACUGCUCGGAAGAAGGAAACGGAAGCCACUGUAAUGGGGAUUAAUUACUUGAUUGCUGCUGAGAUGGUAACAGACUUGCCCCCAUACCAUUGAGCCAGCCGUCCCAGACCUCGCAGGGACAGUGAAGACGAAGACGUCUUUGUUCGGGCCUCUAGAUGCGUGGGGCUCUCGGCUUUGCCGCCAUGGGAUGUCCACAGCCAUAAUAAUAAUAAUUUGCACUUAUAUAGCACCUUUCAACCAGGCACCUCAAAGCGGUUUAACCACGUUCAUUAAUUAAAGCCCACAAUCCCCCUGGGGAGAGGAGGAGGAUGACUAACAGGAUUUGUAAUUACAGGAGAGAACAUUUCCGAAUAAAGUAUUGUCCACCAAAUAAAAAGAGGAG
Phyllostomus hastatus (greater spear-nosed bat) is the source of this 1641-nucleotide messenger RNA. RefSeq names its product RAD51 paralog B (gene RAD51B). Gene Ontology annotation, cellular component: Rad51B-Rad51C-Rad51D-XRCC2 complex. Lineage: Eukaryota; Metazoa; Chordata; Mammalia; Chiroptera; Phyllostomidae. The record is from RefSeq and is a predicted model, not a curated record. The coding region runs from base 145 to 1197 and encodes 350 amino acids. Gene Ontology annotation, biological process: double-strand break repair via homologous recombination. The transcript is spliced from 11 exons. Gene Ontology annotation, molecular function: ATP-dependent DNA damage sensor activity; ATP hydrolysis activity; ATP binding.